AUGUUUGAUAAACAGCAAACAUUUCUUCUUGUGCACAUCUACCGUCCCAACAGCGUGAUAUCGGCCCAGCCUACAAAACGAGAUGAAAACAAAUGCAUCGACUUCAAACAAUCUGGUUCUGAGAACAAAGAUGAAAGCAAAUGCAUCGACUUCAAACAAUCUGGUUCAAAAGAGGUGCACUCUGCAUCUGCACAGUCCAGCAUCCAUUUAGCGGUCAUGGUGGAUUCGGCUUUCUUAAAGGGCUGUAGUGCCAUAAAGUAUCUGCCGAGCUUUCCGGUAAUUACGGACACUCAGUUUAAUGAGGCUAAAUCAGAUACAGAAAAGAUGCUGGAACUUCGUCGACAGCCCACGAUCGGUUUCUCCCUUCUUGGGGCUCAUCAGUUAGACGCAGUCUCCUGGAAGCAUCACAAACGAGAGAUUCAGCUGGGUUCCGGAACCAUGCACGCGGCCGUUACACAUACUACUGCUUCAGUGUUUAUAAUAUUCAAACCGCAUAAUUAUUUUUCCUUGUUCGAUAAUGAACUUUUAUGCUGUAAAGUUACCACUUGCCUAGCGUUAUCAAGCUCGAAGAACGUGGCUAGCAGUUUUCGAUGCACCCAGAGGGAUAAGGCUAUUAAACCACCGGUCAGGUAA
Molecule: messenger RNA, 633 nt
Organism: Opisthorchis viverrini
Lineage: Eukaryota; Metazoa; Platyhelminthes; Trematoda; Opisthorchiida; Opisthorchiidae
Exons: 6
Coding region: 1-633 (210 amino acids)
Source: RefSeq, a predicted model, not a curated record